Messenger RNA from Capra hircus (goat), 3738 nucleotides. Its product is annotated as cationic amino acid transporter 3-like. The transcript has 11 exons. Gene Ontology annotation, biological process: transmembrane transport; amino acid transport. Lineage: Eukaryota; Metazoa; Chordata; Mammalia; Artiodactyla; Bovidae. The record is from RefSeq and is a predicted model, not a curated record. Gene Ontology annotation, cellular component: plasma membrane. Bases 1 to 1881 code for a protein of 626 amino acids. Gene Ontology annotation, molecular function: amino acid transmembrane transporter activity.
AUGUUGUGUCAGGAUGUUCACCAGUUUGGUCAGAAGCUGGUCCGUAGGCGGCGGCUGGAGCCCAGGGAGGAGUCUGAGAGGGGCAGGGCCCACUGUCUGAACACAGUAGACCUGACAGCUCUGGGUGUGAGCUGUACCCUAGGAGCUGGCGUGUACAUCGUGGUUGGAGAAGUGGCUGUGUACGAAGCGGGACCAGCGAUCGUCAUCUGCUUCUUGCUGGCCGGCCUGUCAACUCUUUUGUCUGGGCUCUGCUACGCGGAGUUGGUGGCCCGGGUACCACGCUCCGGUUCUGCGUAUCUCUAUAGCUACGUCACCAUGGGAGAACUGUGUGCCUUCAUCAUUGGCUGGAACCUCAUCCUGUCUUUUGUCAUCGGCACCGCCAGUGAGGCCAAGGCCUGGAGCAUCGCCUUCGACAGUCUCAUUGGGAACCACAUCUCUCAGGCGUUCCAGGGAACUUUCUCUCCAUAUAUGCCCUACUCCCUGGCCAGGCAUCCAGACUUUUUUGCCCUGCUCCUGGUGCUGCUGCUCACAGGACUACUGGUUCUGGGACUUCAAGAAUCAGUCAUGCUUAACAAAGUGUUUGCAUUCUUGAACCUUGCUAUUCUCAUCUUCAUCAUCGUCUCUGGCUUCAUUAAGGGAGACCUGCACAACUGGAACCUCACAGAACAGGACUACACGUUGAACACAUCUGCACCCACUGACACCUCGAGCUUGGGUCCUCUGGGUGCUGGAGGGUUUACACCUUUUGGCAUUGAAGGGAUUCUCCAUGGAAUAGCAACGUGUGUCUAUGCUUUUGAUGGCUUUGAUGUCAUUGCUACUACAGGAGUAGAAGCCAGAAAUCCUCAGCUUUCCAUCCCCAUUAGCAUCAUGGUCACGAUCUUCAUCUGCUUUUUGGUGUAUGUUGGUGGCUCAGCAGCACUCACCCUCAUGGUGCCCUACUACCAGAUUCAUCCUGAGAGCCUCCUGCCACAGGCUUUCCUCGGUGUUGGGUGGGGCCCUCUAAGAUGUGUCCUGGCUGCCCUCACCAUCUGCGCUCUUUCAUCCAGCCUCCUGGGCACUAUGUUCCCUAUGUUUCGUGUGAUCUACACAAUGGCAGAGGAUGGGCUCCUUUUCAGGAGACUUGCCCAAAUCCAUGCCCGCACACGAACUGCCAUCUGGACCAUCUUGGCUUCUGGAAGUCUUGCAGCGGUCAUGGCACUACUCUUAGAGCUCACUGAUCUUGCGGACCUCAUGUCAACUGGGACCCUGCUCGAUUACUCCCUGGUGGCCUUUUCUGCGCUUGUCCUCAGGUAUCAGCCAGAACAGAAUUUAAGCCAGAAUGAGACAGCAGAAGAGGAAAUAGAUAUUCCUCAGCUGGAAGCAAGACCUUUACAAUCUGUACCUGAAGCAGAAAAUUCAAGGAUUCUGAAGACUCUGUGGUUCCCUCCCAGCACCAUCCCCACUCGGAAAUCUGGGCGGAUUGUCUACGGAUGUGCCUUCCUGCUUGUUCUCCUGCUGAUGGUCCUGAGCCUGAUCCUGGCCCUGUUGACCAGCCGUGUAUUCUCUGGACUCUCAGUGUACAUGACAGUGGCUGUGCUGCUGCUGCUCAUCAUUGGGGUCACAGUCAUCAUCUGGAGGCAGCCCCAGAACCCCUCUCCUCUUCACUGCAAGGUGCUUUAUUGGCCCAUCCUCCCACUGGUGAGCAUCUUUGUCAACGUUUACUUGAUGAUGCAGAUGAACACUAGGACCUGGGUCCAGUUUGGCCUCUGGAUGGGGAUUGGAUCUGCUGUAUACUUUGGAUUUGGGAUCCGACACAGCCUGGGGGAGAAUGAUGAUCAACAGCCGCCGGCCUCCAGUCCCCACAUGCUUGACGGAAACAUCCCUGGUGAUGAAUCUUCUUAACCACAGGACAUAGACGCUGUGUGGAAUCCCUCCAGACUCAGAAGUAUCUUCCAGUUCAAGUGGCACUUUGAGCCUCUAUGGAGCCUGAAGGUGACAUGCAUUUACAGCCAUGUGCUUAUUGCCAGCAGACAAAUGACUUUACUAUUGAAUAAUUUUGAAGUAAACUUUUCAAAGCAAAAUAUAUAUUCAGAAAGGCACAUGCUUCAUAAGUGAGCCUCAAGGUGAAUUUUCACAAAGAAAGUACAACAGAAUAACCAUCAACCAGAGAAAGUACUAAAAUAUUAAUGGGUGUAUAAGAAGCACCUUCUUGUGUCUAUUUCCACUGAAAACACAGAGAUUGUGACCUGGGAAGGAAAUGCAGGUAAGUAUAUUUCCUGUCCAGGGUUAUACUUUAAACAUUAGGACAUAAAUAGGUUGGAAGUAAAAGGAAGGGGACAAACACGUUGUACAAACAGUAACACAAGAAUGCUAGGGCAGCUACCUUAUUAAAGAACAAAGUAGAGUUUAAGAAAAAGAGAGUAACAGAUAAAGUGGAUCGUUGAGUAAUGAUAAAGGGAAACGCUCAUUUUAAUCUCUUCCCCCAGCUUACUGAGAUGUAGUGAAACAUCGUCCAAAUGAUCAUUUCUCUUUACUCUUCUGUGGUAGAACAUUAGAGUUGCACAAGAGAGUUGAUGAGAAAAAGUUCUUAAUUGCAAAAACAACAAGGACACCUGCAUUGCUAGAGGAAGGGGAAUGGGAUGGGGAGUCAUAAUUGGUUGAUAAAUGCUUCCAGUUGGGUGAAGCUGAAAGAUGGAAAACGAACCUGUGAAACAAGAUGAAAAGUGGUUGCUGCAGAACAGAAUGCUCGAAACUGAGGUCAUGGACUUGCAUGAUGUCGGUGAUAAUGAUAUAGAGGGUUGUUUGUGGGAAUGAACAACUGAAGUAGAGUAAAAGGGGGAUGGAAGUCAAGAAACUAAGCAGCAAAAUUAUCAGGUGGAUUAAAGAAUAAAUGCAGGAAGAUUAGCAGAAUUAGAGAUAUCACUAUCUAGCGAGUUCUAAUGAAAUUAUUGGCUGAGAAAUUAAUGGGGACUGAAGCUGUCAGGUGAAACUUUGAUGGAGGAGGUUGACAUCACCUGAUUGUCAUUCUUCCCUUACUGAUGUGGGACACCCAGGUCCUGUGCUACCCCAUGAGCCGUGAUAAGCAGUACAGAACCCUUCCUGGAACAUAGCCUUGAUGACAAACUGCAUCAGAAUACAAUCAAGCCUCUAGAGCGACUCCCAGCUCAGAGCAGAUAUAAAGGAUAGAUUCACAUUUCAACUGAAAAUGCAAUCAGCCAAAACCAGAAUGUGGGUAAUUCUCCAGGAAAGCAAAUGGUGCAUUUUUAUAACUAUUAAAUGGUAUGGGGAGUUCCCUGGUGGUCUAGUCAUUAGGACUCCGUUUUUCCCCUGCAGGCUGUGCGAGUUCUGUCCCAAUUGGGGGAACUAAGAUCCCACAAGCUGCACAGUGCAACCAAUAAAAUAAGUGAUGUGACCCAAAUUGGAGACUUAUUCAUUAAUCAAAUAUGAUUACCCAUACAGGUAUACACUGGGAAUAUUGCUGGUUGGGUCCAGAUGACCCAAUUUUAAAAAAUGGCAAUAAAAGGAGUCAUACACAAAUUUUUUAGUUUCCCCAUGCGUCUAAAAGUCACGUUUUUAAAAAGUUACAUUAUGCUAUGCUCUACUCAGUGUGCAAUAGCAUUUUGUUUUUUAAAAAAUGUACACCCCUUGAUUUAAAAAUAUUUUUUCUAAAAUAUGGUAGACACCAAUUGAUAACACAGUGGUCACAAAUCAGUUUAAACAUGCAAUAUUUGUAAAAAGUGAAGCAUGUGUGUACAUGUG